Molecule: messenger RNA, 2001 nt
Organism: Phialemonium atrogriseum
Lineage: Eukaryota; Fungi; Ascomycota; Sordariomycetes; Cephalothecales; Cephalothecaceae
Product: putative mitochondrial AAA
Exons: 2
Coding region: 111-1607 (498 amino acids)
Cellular component (GO): mitochondrial outer membrane
Molecular function (GO): ATP hydrolysis activity; ATP binding
Source: RefSeq, a predicted model, not a curated record
AUCUCGACUUGUUGGUCCUCCCGUCGAGCAGUGACCUUCUCUGAGCCCGACUCGGCUUGGAAGCACGUUGCUCUACGAGUAAACCAGCUGCAACGCGUGCAACUCGCACAAUGACUCGAAAACGGAAUGGCGAAGAUGCCUGCAGCCUUGCAGCGUAUCGAGAGUCCUUACUGAUGUCCCAAGGCGGACAAGAAGGUGGCUCUCGGCCACCAAACUGUCGUCAAUCAAGCAUUCCUGAUGUUGGAUAUUGUGAUAUCGACCCGUCCCCUGAUGAGAGGGCGCCUAAUGUACCCUACAUCCAGACGUGGGAGCCGCCUUCUUUCGCAGAAGAAUCGAAACCGCUCGUUCGACUUUUCGUCACCGAGCCCCAGAAUGACCAGAUCGACGACGGGACCUCGCCUACGUGUCUCGACGACAAUUGCGGAGCGGGUGCUUCUCAGGGCAAAGACCAGACCCUGCAUAUCGUCAAGGAGGUCGACGACGCCUAUUCGGAUGCUGAGCAGAGCUUCCUGGAGCGCGGGGCUAUUGCCCCGAGCUGGGCUAGGGGCCGGCCCGGCAACUUCGAUGACGACUCCGACAAGAGCAACCGAGACCCGCCUGCCUAUGGAGACGCUGACGACUUCUACGACAGCGAUCUCGACUCCGUUGCCUCCCGGACAGGUCGCGUUGUGCGUGAGCAUCACAAGAAGAUGAGAAAGUGGCGCUCGAUGGCAACGAGCCGAUUUGAAAAUAUGCUGCUCGAGUGCAUCGUCAACAUAGAUAGCAUUCCUCCAAACUAUGAGAACAUCUUCGUCAACCGCAACAUCAUCGACCAGCUCGAAAAGGUCACCCGUCUAUCACUCAACCGGCCCAAGGCAUUCAGCCACGGCGUGCUCAAGGGGAACAGGGUUACCGGCGCCGUGCUCUACGGACCACCUGGUACCGGGAAGACGCUCCUAGCCAAGGGUCUCGCCAAGGAGUCCCGGUUCAACAUGCUUGCCAUCUCCACCGCCGAGCUGUGGCAAAAGUGCCACGGCGAAGACGAGAAGGUUAUCAAGGCCCUGUUUUCCCUUGGCCGGAAGCUCAACCCCUGUAUCAUCUUCCUGGACGAGGCGGAUGCCAUGCUCGGCGCCCGCAAGGCCGGCGAGAAGCGGCACAUCCGCUCCAUGCUCAACCAGUUCCUCAUGGAGUGGGACGGGCUCACGAGCGGGCUCAACUCGCCCUUCAUGCUGCUGGCCACGAACCGGCCCUUUGAUCUCGACCCGGCCGUCCUCCGACGAGCCCCCGUGCACAUCCACCUCGACAUUCCCACGCUCUGGGAGAGGCAGAAAAUCCUCGAGUUGCUACUCAAGGGCGAGACCCUGGGCCGCGACGUCGACUGCAGCACCCUGGCCCAGUACACCCACAGGUUCACCGGCUCCGACCUCAAGAACCUCUGCGUCAGCGCCGCGACCAACUGCGUCAGCGAGCAGGAGUCCGACACCGCCCGCCGGGUCCUGUGGCUCAGGCAUUUCAGGCAGGCCAUGGCCACCAUCAAGGCGACGGCCCUGAGCAGCACCAUGAAGAACGAGUUUCAGAAAUUCCAGGGGACCGCGCGUCAUGACGACGUAGAUGCCGAGAAGGAGUGAAAGCCCGUGGUCACGCCCUACCACCCUCCCGGCCCGAAAGCGUCGACAACGACGAUGUGCCACAAACAGACUUGUGAGGAGCAAGAGAAGGACCGCCCAUCACCUCAUCAAAUGGACAAUGAAUAUGCCCCGAGCACCGUCGAGACCUCCGACAACUCACCAAACAUCUUGUUUCCCGGCAAGGUAGAAGGGAAGAAAAGCAAGUCCGUGGCGGAUCGCAGAUCCACCCAUGACCCCUAAAGAGCUCAAGCUCGAGGAAGAGAGACCCAAGGCUCAACACCGUCGGCGUCGUCAACAACUUACCUCCGCUACUCUCGCGCCCCCUUAUGUUAGCCCCAUUACCUUCCCCGGCUAGUUCAGCCCGGCCGCCACGGAGGUGUCCUACCUAUAAACC